Molecule: messenger RNA, 744 nt
Organism: Rotaria sp. Silwood2
Lineage: Eukaryota; Metazoa; Rotifera; Eurotatoria; Philodinida; Philodinidae
Source: the annotation of a GenBank genome assembly
AUGAGCUCGUCUAUUUCACCACCUGCAGCUCCAGCACCAGGACCAAUCAUCGUCAACGAAGAAGAAAUGGAAGGCUUUCCUGAAUACGUAGAUGAUAUGUUAAAAGAACACGAAGAAAUUCAACAAGCAUUGCAACAAGAAAAAAUUGAAGUUCAACAAAUUCGACAAACACUUGAACAAAAAGAAACACAACUUACUUCAUAUUUUUCAACUUAUUUUCGAACAAUAAUCUCAUGUAAACGUGGUUAUGAUUUUCAAAACUCAAAGUUUGAUUAUUUGGUUGUCGACAAAUAUCUUGAAGGGGGAGAUGUUAUGGCGUUUGCACGUGAUGGCACUCGUAUUCGUCAUACAAUUAAGGAAGAAAAAAAUGAUUUAACUCAUAAUUGCGAAGGUCUUAUCAGUAUGAAUAUCAAAACAAUGCGAUUCGGAAUUACUUUAGGACCAAUGCCAAUUUUCGAUAACAAUAAGACACAGGUUAUCUUCGGCGAAAUCGAAACGGGAAUGAAAAUUAUUCAAGCAAUCAAUGCACGAGGUAUUCAACAUGAUGGUACUGGUGUUCGACGUGCUAUUGAAGCUUAUGUUGUAGAUGAUGAUUCUCAUGCUGAUGCUCCAUUAGAUAUUGUCAGUAUUGGUGAUGCUCGACCUGGUGCCACAACUAUUGAUAGUAGUCAUGCUGGUACCGGUGAUGUUGGUGGUCAACCAAUAGACAAUAUCGUUAUUUACACUUGUGGUCAACGAAAUUAA